Molecule: messenger RNA, 381 nt
Organism: Baudoinia panamericana UAMH 10762
Lineage: Eukaryota; Fungi; Ascomycota; Dothideomycetes; Mycosphaerellales; Teratosphaeriaceae
Exons: 4
Coding region: 1-381 (126 amino acids)
Source: RefSeq, a predicted model, not a curated record
AUGUCAUCGACAUUCUGGAUGAUCGGGUGCUUGAGCGGCGCAUCCAGCGUCGUCUUGGGCGCCUUCGGUGCUCAUGGCCUCAAGAGCCGUAUCGACAGCCCGGCCCGUCUCGCGAACUGGCAUACUGCGGCACAAUAUCAAUUGAUGCACUCGGUCGCCUUACUGGUUGCUGACCAAGCUGCUCCUAAGAAUAUUUGGGCGAAGAGUCUCUUCACGGCAGGAAUCACCAUGUUCUCUGGCUCUCUCUACCUGCUGGUUCUCGAUCCUCAACGGUUCAAGCUCAUGGGCCCUGUUACUCCGUUAGGCGGUACAUGUCUGAUAGGUGGAUGGAUUGCGCUGGCGAUAGGCAGUCGCGGCAGGAUCGCUGGAAGCAGGCUAUGA